ACAAAGCAUUUAUAUACCACCCACACAUCACAUGCACCAUUGUCUAGUCACAUGAUGUUUAUUUUGAUUGUUUAUACAAGUAAAGUGUAGUUUGAACAGUUAACUAAACAUGUUUGGCCAAUUUUCUAGACCAUCACUCAGUGAGGGAGGUUACGACUACAAGUUCAUAGAAGAACCUGCAGACUCUCUCAAGUGUCUCAUCUGUCUGCUAGUAGUUAGGGAGCCACAACAACAUGGCGGCUGUGGGAAGCUAUUCUGUAAAGUGUAUAUUGACAAUCACAAGGUCUUCAGCAAUAACUGUCCACACUGUAGAAGAUCACUCUUGCAAAUGGGGCAAUCUACCAUUUUCCCCGACCUUAAAAGUGAGCGGGAAGUGAAGUCUCUGCUGGUUCAUUGUCCAACAGCCUGUGAAUGGAACGGAGAGCUUCGAUCACUAAAAGAUCACAUACAGAAAGUCUGUGAGAAUGCUAUAGUUACCUGCCCAAAUGGUUGUAGCAAUGGCAAAGCAACGAUGAUGCGAAAAAACGUUAAUUUUCAUAUCCUAACUAAAUGCCCGAAUCGACCAUAUUUGUGUACAAAAUGUCGGAAUGUAAUGGAGUUUAGGAAUGUCAAAAGCCAUGAACUAAACGAGUGCCCCAAGAGACAGUACACAUGCCCACACUGCAAUGAAGCUGGUGUGUAUGAUGAGAGAACUACUACACAUCUAGAAGUCUGUCCUAGAGUAGAAAUAAAAUGCAGAAAAUGCUCACUACAAAUCUCUCGUUGUGAUAAAUCUGACCAUCCUUUGUUCUGCCUGAAUGAACCAGUUCGCUGCACAUACUACAAUAUUGGCUGUGCAGAGAAGCCUCUAAGAAAAGAUGUAACUAAACACGAGAUGAAUGCUCAGCUUCACCUGUCACUAGCAACUAAAGAGGUCUUGAGGCUAAAUAAAAUACAACUUCGGAAAGAUGCAUUGACAUUCAGAAUGAGAAAGUUUGAACAAAACUUGGAAAAAAAAAGAUUUUAUAGCCCUCCCUUCCACACGUCAGGAGCAGGCUACAAGAUGUGUAUCCUAGUGUAUGCUAAUGGUCUUGGCGAUGGUGAGGGCACUCAUGUCACAGUUGCUGCCCAUCUCAUGAAGGGAGACAAUGAUGACUCCCUGUCCUGGCCGUUCACUGGGAGGGUCACAGUCGAGCUACUCAACCAACUGGAGGACAAGAACCAUUAUAAGGACACAACUACAUUCCCAGCAGACGGUGUGUACAGUCAGAGAGUGGUGGAUGGUGAGAGAGGGGAAGGAUGGGGCUGGCGUAAAUUCAUCUCCCACGCUGACCUCGCUCACAAGCCUCUUACAAACACUCAGUACCUCAAAGACGACACUCUAAUAUUUCGAGUAUCUGCAGAAGCUCACAAGCCAUGGCUGGAGUGUACCAACUGAUCGUAGGACAGUUAAAGUUUUGGCAAUUUAAUGAUGUUAUAUAAUAAUAAUUAUUGCCUAUAAUUUAUCACACAUGUACCAGUACAUUAUUACACUUCAUUCAUACAUUAUGGGCUAUAACUUGAACAUCACU
This is a messenger RNA of Halichondria panicea, 1550 nucleotides long. RefSeq names its product TNF receptor-associated factor 4-like. Gene Ontology annotation, molecular function: zinc ion binding; protein binding. NCBI's taxonomy places the organism in Eukaryota, Metazoa, Porifera, Demospongiae, Suberitida, Halichondriidae. The coding region runs from base 110 to 1417 and encodes 435 amino acids. Gene Ontology annotation, biological process: regulation of apoptotic process; signal transduction. The record is from RefSeq and is a predicted model, not a curated record. The transcript is spliced from 2 exons.